GAGCCAAUCAGGUCCCUCCCCUGCCAUAGAUCGCAGCUAUAAUACAUAGCAGUAAAGGCAGACUCUUCGCACAAGCGUCUGUAGCCUGCCUAGCAUUUGAUUCAGAACCUUUUUGUCUUUUUUCACGCUGCAACGACCAGACUCCGAUGUGUUCCGUUAUCAACGACCAGAAGCUGUCAUUUCCGCACCUGCCACGGUAGGGAUCGGUGGAUAGUAAAAGAACCAGAAGAGAGGCAAGGGCAUUGGAAGCGGGGAAGCGAGAGCUAGCGAGCGAGAGAGACGAGCGAGAUCCAGAGACUACCAGCGAUAUAUACAUAAAGCUUUGAAGUAAUUAGAUUCGAUGGACGAAAUGCUGCUGUUAACAAGAAUUGUGCUGGUAGGCUUCGUCUGCUUGUCCUUCGUGUCCUCUGGGUUGGCUUGUGGACCAGGCAGAGGCUACGGAAGGAGAAGACACCCGAAGAAACUGACACCUUUAGCUUACAAGCAGUUCAUUCCCAACGUUGCCGAGAAGACCCUUGGGGCCAGCGGCAGAUAUGAAGGCAAGAUCACUAGGAACUCUGAGAGAUUUAAGGAACUGACUCCUAAUUACAAUCCUGACAUUAUCUUUAAGGAUGAAGAGAACACUGGCGCGGACAGGCUUAUGACACAGAGAUGUAAGGACAAGCUGAAUUCAUUGGCAAUUUCAGUCAUGAACCAGUGGCCAGGAGUUAAACUGCGGGUGACAGAAGGCUGGGACGAGGAUGGACACCAUUUCGAAGAGUCUUUACACUACGAGGGAAGGGCCGUGGACAUCACUACCUCAGACAGAGACAAAAGCAAAUAUGGCACGCUGUCGAGGCUUGCGGUGGAGGCUGGAUUCGAUUGGGUCUAUUAUGAAUCUAAAGCUCAUAUUCAUUGUUCUGUCAAAGCAGAAAACUCUGUUGCUGCUAAAUCUGGAGGCUGCUUCCCAGGGUCGGCUUCAGUUACCCUCAAAGAUGGAAGUAGGAAACUGGUCAAAGAUCUUAAAGCUGGUGACAAGGUGCUGGCCGCGGACGGUGAAGGAAAGCUCACAUAUAGUGACUUCGUUAUGUUCGUGGACCAAGACUUAGAAUCACGAAGAGUGUUUUAUGUCAUUGAAACGAAAGAACCGCUCAAGAAGAUCAUCCUUACCGCUGCGCAUCUUCUCUUUGUUGAGAAUAACGCAACGGAUAACUUCGAUACUAUGACCGCAAUAUUUGCCAGCAACGUCAAGCCUGGACAGAAGAUAUUCGUGGUAGAUGAUACACACAACCAACUGAAGUCUGUCACAGUGGAAAGGAUUUAUAUGGAAGAACACUACGGCUCAUUUGCUCCAGUCACCGCUCAAGGAACCAUUGUGGUUGAUCAGAUACUCGCAUCCUGCUACGCAGUAAUAGAAGACCACAAGUUGGCGCACUGGGCCUUCGCACCUGUCAGGCUAAGCUACGGACUGACGUCAUUAUUAUUUCCUAAAGCUUAUUCAGUGUCGAACAGCACCUUUCAGGAAAACGGUGUCCAUUGGUACUCCAAGAUUUUAUAUCAAAUAGGAACAUGGGUUCUGGACAGCCACUCUCUUCAUCCACUGGGGAUGUCAAUAAACUCAAGUUGAAACGUCUAACAGCAAUGCGAAAUAAGACUUAUGUAGGAUAAUAAAUGAAAGUAGAGAUAAAGACAGAGGCCCCGGAGGAGAUGGGAUAUUUAUUUCAUUGACAUUUACAUGUGUCCUUUUCAAAGAAUAAAUGGACCUGCAAGAGCCUUAAAACUUUUCUUUGAAUAAUUUAUUCUCAUGUGAACUCUCGCUGGUACCACGCGAAUGGAUUCUAAUACUGUGUGACCAGUCAAUUGUGCAGAAUCUAUUUUUGUAUUAUAUCACGAGUUAACCGCAAAGAAAAAAAAGAGAAAUGUAAAAAGAGAAAACCUCUUGACAGUUUGUAAUGUUCUGUGCAUAUGUGCAUCUGACUGUUAUAUUUUGGGGGAUAAACAUACUUCUUGGGGGUCCAUAAAUUAUAUUUUUAUACACAGAAUUGUAAAUUAGAUUUUGACAGAUCGUUACUUACGGAAUCACAUUUCGUUAUUUGAAAUAGUGUAAGAUACGAGAAUAUAUUUUAAUUUAAAUAGUUACAAAAAGUCUUGGAAAUCUUGUAUUGUUUUGUGUUUGUUAAGAUUUUUAUUCUUUUGUGAACUGUUUGGUUAUGGCUAAUUUGCUAAAGCGGGGAAGAUUCCAUAUUCUGCCUCGUGUCCACACUACUUUUUUUGUUUCUUUUAUUUUCUCUUUCGUUUUCUGUUUUUAUUUGGAAAAAAAAAUUAAAUGCACAUUCUGACAGUUUCGUAAUAUGAUAUAGUAGUACAGAACAAGAUGUUUCAUUAAUAAAUUAAUAAGUAACUGCUGUAAAUUUACUAAAAUGUAUUUUUUUUUCAUAUUUUGUAAUAGGAAAAUAGUUUUAUAGAAAUAAAAUGCGGCAGAUGCACAGUUUGGAUAGUAGCUAUAUGAUACAUAAGGUAACCGUACCAGUUAACUUUCAUAACAGGGCGAGAUGUCAUAAAGAAAUGUUUAGAGUUUAUUAUUUAUAUGUUUACUACGAAAUGAGAUAAAGAAAAUAUUCAAACUUU
Molecule: messenger RNA, 2607 nt
Organism: Anguilla anguilla (European eel)
Lineage: Eukaryota; Metazoa; Chordata; Actinopteri; Anguilliformes; Anguillidae
Gene: shha
Product: sonic hedgehog signaling molecule a
Exons: 3
Coding region: 341-1606 (421 amino acids)
Biological process (GO): protein autoprocessing; smoothened signaling pathway; cell fate specification
Molecular function (GO): calcium ion binding; patched binding
Source: RefSeq, a predicted model, not a curated record